AUGCUACCGUCCAACCCUCUGGAGGACUGCGAUGACUGCACUCCCGACUAUCUCAGGUCAUCGAAGGAAUUUGGAACCAAGGCAGCUUUCUCAACCCUCCCCUUCAUCGCGACAUUUGCGGUCCUGACCUUCAUCGCCUACCGCAAAGUCUACCCACUACUAUCAUCCCCUUCGACAGGGCAAGAUGGCCUUAAAGACCUCCCUCGACCGGCGACGUCGCCACUCGAACCUGCCACGCAACAACUUGCGCGCCGCGUCGCUGCGAUCACCUUUGCUUCUACCAUCGCUCUGUCCGCCGUGCUGACAGAAUUACUACUUUGCGAAAUCUCCAAUUCCUUUAAUCCUACUGCCAGGACCGUUGCGCUGCAAACAACGGUGGUGAGCCUGUUGGGUCUACUGGUGGUUGCCAUACCACUGCUAGGGAUAUCUUCUGUUGUCUCAAAAUCGGGAUACAAAUUUCGAGGAGAGAAAAAGCACCGGGUCCGUUUGGCAUGGACUCUGGAAUUUGCUGGCUACGCCGCUUUUCUGUUUGGGUUCUGGGCAAUUGGGGCCCUGCUGCCUACUACGUCGACGAGCAUAACCGAGAGUAUCAGUCGACAUGAGGGUCUUUUCCAAGCAUGCUUGGAUAGGCUAGGCAUCACCGGAGUGUCGUUGAUGGCUUUACUGUCUGGCUUUGCCUCUGUCAGCGCCAUAUGGCAAAGUUUCGGGUCUAGAGUGAGACCUGUUGCGGAGACUGAUAUCACGCGCAAGCAGGCUGGGCUGGACGCCACUCUCGAUAUGCUCGCGGAAAAGAAAGAGAAGUUAAGAAUGCUGGAGCAAAAGGCUACCCAAAGUCCGACUCAAGGAUUCUGGGGUCGAACCAUCGGCUCACUGCGCGGGAACCGAGAAAUGCAGGAAAGAGAAACACUGGAGAUGGAGCAGUCAGGGCUCGAGACGAUGGCCUCGUCACUCGAGAGCUCGGUUGCAAUCAUGCGUGCGCGGCGUGCGAAUCAGUUGAGAGCCACGACGCCGUUGGGACGUCUGUCCCUGGUGUUUUCUUAUGUCUUUUCAUGCUACUGUGUCUACCGCAUCUGCACGACUACGAUCAACAUCAUUCGGCGCAUAUUCUCUUCAGGACCUGCGACGUCCUCCGACACGGACCCGGUCACAUACACGAUUGCUCUGUUUGCGCGGCAUGUUUACCCCUCGCUCGACCAGGCGUCGUGGGCACAGCAGAUUUCUUUUCUGCUAUCUGGGGCGAUGCUAUUGGCGUCAUUUACAGCAGUCACGCAGACGUUCCAUUUGUUUGCACGGUUCAUGCCGGGCGUGCUUCAUGCCACCAAGACCAAUUUCGCGCUGUUGAUCAGCCAGAUCAGCGGGAUGUAUGUUAUUAGCUCUGCGAUCAUGCUCAGGGGCAUGAUGCCGAAAGAGGUGGGCAGCGUGAUCAACAGUGCACUUGGUGCUGGGCUAUUGGAGCCGGCUUGGGUGCAGAGGUGGUUUGAUGGGUUUUUCAUGCUUGCCGUGGUUGCUACCGCGACGGGCAUCUUUCUUGGACGGCAGAUAUCCGGUGUGGCGACUUUUGAGGACGAUACAGGUUGGGACGGCGGUAUGGAGUUGGGCAAACGGUCCUAG
Molecule: messenger RNA, 1611 nt
Organism: Exophiala xenobiotica
Lineage: Eukaryota; Fungi; Ascomycota; Eurotiomycetes; Chaetothyriales; Herpotrichiellaceae
Exons: 1
Coding region: 1-1611 (536 amino acids)
Cellular component (GO): membrane
Source: RefSeq, a predicted model, not a curated record